UGGUGGUCACAAUCCUUCCUACAUAUACCGGCUCAUUGCUGAUUUUUACUCUCCUGACGACUUAGUAGUGCAACGGAAAUCAGCUUCUUGAAGAUCACCUUUUACUAACAAUGCUCUGAAACAUGUUGAGGGGGAGAGGAAGUGAGAGAACAAAAAAUCAACCACAAUGCAGAAAGUGUGCAUCAACAGCUUGGUAGAAAACGGCAGCCUCGAUAGCCGCCGCUACUACCUCGCGCGGCGGACCGUCAUCGAAAUGCUGAGCGACAGAGGCUACCUAGUCCCCGACAUGGACGCACAGCUCCGCCGCUCUCUAGCCGAAUUCCGCGCCGAGUUCGGCGACCAUCCGGAGGCCGACCGCCUUCGCAUCACCGCUCACCGUGUCUCCAAUCCUUCGCGGAAGAUUCUGGUCAUAUUCUGUGAAGGUUUUCAGACGAGAAAACAAAAUGCUGUUGGCAUACUGAGUCAGAUUGCUAACAAAGAAAGGCUGGACAAGGUGAUACUAGUCGUGCAAAGCAAGAUGAAUUCCCAUGCUCAAAAGGUUUUGGAUGAGUAUUCGGUGAAAGUGGAGACGUUUCUGAUUGCUGAUUUGUUGGUUAACAUCUCAAAGCAUUUUUUGGAGCCGAAAUAUGAGAUUCUGUCUCCUGGGGAGAAGGAUACGCUUCUCAAGAAACAUGCGAUUGAAGACAAGAAGCUUCCUAUGAUGCUUGAAAGCGAUGCAAUUGCAAGGUACUAUGGAUUCGAGAAAGGGCAGGUGGUGAAGGUGUGCUAUGCUGGUGGCAUUCCUCAUUCUCUAGUGUCUUAUCGUUGCGUCGUCUAAUCUCAACCUAGAAGAAAAUAUCGCAUUCUGCAGUUGUUUAAGACAUUCUAGCUGCAAACUAAUAGUAUAAGUCUAUACGUAGGUGUUUCUGUGGCUCUUUUGAUAUGUAAUUAUCGACAACUUUCUGUUUUGGGGUUCCACCACACGUUCACGCUGCUCUCAUUUAUGUUAUUACUAAGCCUGGAUAAUUAUAUUUA
This is a messenger RNA of Salvia splendens (bonfire salvia), 1014 nucleotides long. RefSeq names its product DNA-directed RNA polymerase V subunit 5C-like. NCBI's taxonomy places the organism in Eukaryota, Viridiplantae, Streptophyta, Magnoliopsida, Lamiales, Lamiaceae. Gene Ontology annotation, molecular function: DNA binding. The transcript is spliced from 5 exons. The coding region runs from base 167 to 817 and encodes 216 amino acids. The record is from RefSeq and is a predicted model, not a curated record. Gene Ontology annotation, biological process: tRNA transcription by RNA polymerase III; transcription elongation by RNA polymerase I; transcription by RNA polymerase II.